AUGCCUUCUUGCGGUGAAUCGCCCCCUCCAAGCAGGAUGGAUCGGUUUUGCCAGCUGCCCCCGGAGCUCCGCGCAGCAGUCGUCGAGCACGUCGUCGACUAUUGGCGCCAUGGCGAUGAGUCCGAUUCCAUCGCCGACUACGCCCUGGUCUGCAAGGAAUGGCAGGCCAUCAUUGAGCGUUUCAACUUUGCCGUCCUCCGAGUCACCCAGGCCAACCUGGACGACUUCGAGACCGCCAUGGUGGGCUCCCGCCGGGGUAUCGUGAAGCAGAUCAACCUACAUGUCGAGCUGCCCGCCUACGACAAUGAUCCCUGCGAAAAGAAGGAGACCUGGGAGGACAAGGCGGAGAACAACGCCUGCUUCACUCGUGCUUUCCACCGUCUCUUCCGCAUCAUGAGCCGCUGGCCCGUCGAAGAGGCCGUCAGCGGCGGUAUCGACUUCACCUUGAGCAUUUCGUCGCCGAGCGACCUUCGUAACGCCAACUUUGAGCUAUGGCAACGACGCAGGUGGAACAUCAAGGACAUCGGCGAGAAGCGCUUUGCCGAUUCCUGGAUAGACUUUGUCGGCCAGGACGAGGAAUUUGACAGGGUCAACCGUUUGCCUGCCGUCAGCGUCAUCAGGUCCUUUACCGUGAGCCCCCAGAACCACCGCGCCUUGAUGCCUGCCGCCCACGCCGACAUUAUCGCGAGACUACCAGGGUUGCAAGAAGCCCGCUUCGACAUUACCAAGGAUCGCAAGAAAGAGGCACGCAAAAUCCACUUUAACCAAUUCGCCGGGUCCAUGAACAAUUGGCCCAUCUCGCUCAAGUCGCUCAUAAUCGCCAGUAACACCAUCUCGUCGUGGCGUCAGAUCCCCCACGAGACUCUGGCCGAGGGCGACAGCGGCGCCAAGCUGUGUGAAAGGCUCCGCUCUGCCGCCCAGCACCUCAAGCACUUGAACAUCACCAACGUCGUGCGGAUUCGCGAGUUUCUCCGCCCCUACUGGCCUCUGGGCAUGGAAGAUACGGAGCCUUUCCUAACCAACCGUCCCUACUAUCCGGAGUUCUGGCACCUUGAGACACUGCAUAUAUCGUAUGGCUCCAUUUGGUACAACACGGAGUGGCACAAGCAGGGCGACAAUAUCAACGAGUCUUCCGAGCUUGUCGAUUUCCGCCAGAACGUCUCGCUCGCCGCCGCUCGAAUGGCGUACAUGAUGCCCCGGCUGAAGCACCUGACCAUCAAGCAGCGGCCGCUUAUGUGGGCGGGCAAGCACGAGCUCGAGUACCGGGUCGAGAAGGAGAACGGGAAGCCGACCAAAGCCACGCUCAUCUGGACUAGCACGUUCGAUUUUAAGCCUUGGGAGCGGACCGUCGAGGCAUGGACCGAAGUGGCGGCCCGGUAUACCGGAUCGAAGCUCGGAUCCCACGUCAGGAAGGCCUCGUGGCUUACGGAUGGCAAAGCGCCUCUGUUGCCGUCUCUUACCUUCUAG
This is a messenger RNA of Colletotrichum higginsianum IMI 349063, 1467 nucleotides long. RefSeq names its product Oxoglutarate iron-dependent oxygenase. The record is from RefSeq and is a predicted model, not a curated record. The transcript is spliced from 2 exons. The coding region runs from base 1 to 1467 and encodes 488 amino acids. NCBI's taxonomy places the organism in Eukaryota, Fungi, Ascomycota, Sordariomycetes, Glomerellales, Glomerellaceae.